This is a messenger RNA of Magnolia sinica, 1070 nucleotides long. RefSeq names its product F-box protein SKIP1-like. NCBI's taxonomy places the organism in Eukaryota, Viridiplantae, Streptophyta, Magnoliopsida, Magnoliales, Magnoliaceae. Gene Ontology annotation, molecular function: protein binding. The record is from RefSeq and is a predicted model, not a curated record. The transcript has 2 exons. Bases 65 to 1018 code for a protein of 317 amino acids.
GGGUCGAGUAUCUCUCUUCCAUAUAUAAGACGCAGGAAUUGAGAUUCAAUCGAAAACGGAUAUCAUGGAGAAAAGCGAUGACGGAGAAGGGAAAAUGGGAGCGAAAGAAAUCGAGAAUCAUCGAGACUGGGCCGAUCUCACACACGUGUGCCUGAUAAAUGUGCUGUCGAGGGUGGGCCACGAGGACAGAUGGAAGGGGCCUAUGCUUGUGUGCAGAUCCUGGCUCCACGCGUCCAAGGAUCCUUCCCUCUUUUCCACCUUCGAUCUCGAGCCCAGAUUCCAGUCCACUACGUCCGAGGACUCCCCUCUCUGGUGGCGCCCUGACUUCGAGGCCAAGAUCGAUGGCAUGCUCCGAUCUGCCGUUGAUUGGAGCGAAGGUAGGAUCGAGGAGAUCCGCGUCAGGCACUGCUCCGAUCGAUCUCUCGCCUUCGCUGCCGAAAGGUCCCCAAAUCUCCAAGUGCUUUCAAUUAAGAGCUGCCCGAAUGUAACUGAUACAUCCAUCGCUAAGAUCGCAUCCAGGUGCUGCAUGCUUAGGGAGCUGGAUAUCAGCUACUGCUAUGAAAUUUCCUACAAAUCACUGGAGCUUAUUGGACGUGGGUGCCCAAACCUGAAAGUUCUAAAACGAAACCUGAUGAAUUGGUUAGACCCCUCGCAGCACUCGGGAAUUGUUCCUAGUGCGUAUCUAAACGCCCUUCCUCAAGAUGGUGACAGGGAGGCCUCUGUAAUUGCAGAACAUAUGUGCAAUCUGGAGCACCUUGAACUAAAGUUCUCCAAGAUGUCAGACAAAGGCCUUGCACUCAUUUCAGAUGGAUGCGGAAGCUUGGAGCACUUGGAUCUGUUUGGCUGUGCAAACUUGAGGAGCCAGGCCAUGGAACAUGCUUUUGCUAAGCUGAAGAAUCUGAAGAAGCUUGUGAGACCCAAUUUCUUUAUUCCAAGGUCCAGCUUCAAUGCGGAGAGGUAUGGCCAUUGGAGGUUGUACGACGAGCGCUUCCAGACGGGUGCUUUCUUCCAGAUUUGAUGAGAUGGAGCAGGUACUGAAGUUUAUACCAACUUAAAUUGUAUUUAUGCAG